UAAAUAGUUAAUACUAAAUUCCUGUAAAAUCUAGCUUACUAACCAAAAACCGAAAAAUGUCGAAAGGUAAUCAGGCUAACUUUACCAAGAUCUGGGAUCUCGGAAAAUGGAAUUCGCGGGAUAUCAAGCACUAUAGCUCCAUAUCGCGCAUCCAAAAGCAGCUUCGCCUGGGAAACUGGGAAUAUCUCUGUAAACAUCCAGAGAUACGUGCCAUAAUUCGCGUAAUCCUACAGCAGGCCCUUAACGCAAAGCCAAAGCCAGAUGAUCUCCGCAAGUUUGUGGCGGAAUUAUUCAACUGCGGACAGAAUCCUUUGCUGGUGCCUAUGAUAAACACCCAGCUGAAGUACGUUAAGGAUCAAUUAGCACGUGGUCGCUGGAGUCAGUUUGAUGCUGAGAUGAUCUUCAUGGAAAGUCCUUCGACACACUCCCUCCUCUCAACAGCCUCCGAGGACAGCAAUGUCCAUCCCGUCCUCACUUAUGCCUUAGUCUUCAAGAAACCAGACGAGUGUGGCAUCGAUAAGCCCCCAUUCUAGAACCCAAAACAUUGGC
Molecule: messenger RNA, 549 nt
Organism: Drosophila takahashii
Lineage: Eukaryota; Metazoa; Arthropoda; Insecta; Diptera; Drosophilidae
Biological process (GO): DNA-templated transcription
Source: RefSeq, a predicted model, not a curated record